Ailuropoda melanoleuca (giant panda) is the source of this 3394-nucleotide messenger RNA. It is a transcript of the gene P2RX6, whose product is annotated as purinergic receptor P2X 6. Lineage: Eukaryota; Metazoa; Chordata; Mammalia; Carnivora; Ursidae. Gene Ontology annotation, molecular function: extracellularly ATP-gated monoatomic cation channel activity; ATP binding; purinergic nucleotide receptor activity. The transcript has 11 exons. Gene Ontology annotation, cellular component: plasma membrane; cell junction. Gene Ontology annotation, biological process: response to ATP; calcium ion transmembrane transport. The record is from RefSeq and is a predicted model, not a curated record. The coding region runs from base 1 to 915 and encodes 304 amino acids.
AUGGCCUCUUUUCAUCCAGGAGAGAAUGUGUUCUUCUUGGUGACCAAUUUCCUUGUGACGCCAGAACAAGUCCAGGACAGAUGCCCAGAGCACCCCUCCAUUCCGCUGGCUAAUUGCUGGGCCGAUGAGGACUGUCCUGAAGGGGAGACGGGGAUGCACAGCCACGGCAUAAAAACGGGCCAAUGUGUGGAAUUCAACAGGACCCACAGGACUUGUGAGAUCCAGGGCUGGUGCCCCGUGGAGAGCGGCACUAUGCCCAUGAAGCCCCUACUGAUCCAGGCAGAGAACUUCACCCUGUUCAUCAAGAACACUGUCACCUUCAGCAAGUUCAACUUCUCCAAGUCCAAUGCCUUGGACACCUGGGACGCCACUUAUUUCAAGCGCUGCCGCUAUGACUCACGCUACAGCCCCUACUGCCCUGUGUUCCGCAUUGGGGAACUCGUGGCUGCGGCUGGAGGGGUCUUUGAGGACCUGGCAUUACUGGGAGGUGCUGUGGGCAUCCGAAUCCACUGGAAUUGUGACCUGGAUGCUGGGGGUUCCGACUGCCGGCCCCACUACUCCUUCCAGCUUCAGGAGAGGAGCUACAACUUCAGGACAGCCACUCACUGGUGGAAGGCCUCAGGUGUGGAGGCCCGGAGUCUGCUCAAGCUCUUUGGGGUCCGUUUCGACAUCCUCGUCACUGGACAGGCAGGGAAGUUCGGGCUUAUCCCCACAACCAUCACUCUGGGCACCGGAGCAGCUUGGCUGGGUGUGAUCACCUUCUUCUGUGACCUGCUGCUGUUGUACGUGGAUGAAGAAGCCCAUUUCUACUGGAGCACCAAAUAUGAGGAGGCAAAGGCCCCGAAGGUGACCACCAACUCUGAGGAGACAGAGCCAGCUUCAACACCCCCGCACAUGGCUUCCCAGGUGUCUUAGAGGGGACCCAGUCUGGGAACCAGACACCAACACCAGAGUGGCCAUGCCCAGGCUCCAGCCCCCACUCACUGGCCUGUUCCUGAGGCCUGUGACUGUUUCCUGCUGGUUUGCCGGGUGGGGGCCCCGUCUUGGGGACCUGCUGGAUAAAGCCCCAGCAGGACCAGGGUGGGGGUUGCGGGGAAAAUCCCACCCUUCCACUCCCAGACGGACUGUCCUUCCACUGACUCCAGACUCAGCAGGGUGCUGCCUGGCGGCAGAGGGAGGCACAGAAGCCAGUUCUGUAUAGAGACCCAAAGCAGAACAGGAGCCACGGAGAAGGGGAGACCCUGGGGCACCCAAGCAGCAGGGCUGUGGUCCAGUGGGGCUCCUGCUGUGUGUAGGUCUAGAGAACUCGCUCCUAGUCUCCAUCACCAGUGUUCCCAGCAGUGGCCUGCUCACCAGCUGUUAGCACCGACCCUCCCACUGGCUGUGGCAGACUCCAGCCCUCCUCCCUCUGCCAGCACCCCAUCGUAGCACCCCUAUCAUAGGUAGAGCCCCUCCCUCUCAGCUGUGCUGCACUGGGGACUGUGCAACCAGAGUCUGAAGCAAGGUAGAAAGAAGCCUGAUAAGAGGGGUCAGGCUGCUCUGCUGUUGGGUUGCCUGGGCCAGGUUCCUACCCAACUCUGGGCCUAGCCCAUGGAAUGAAGAGUGGGUAGGCAGAUAAUCCAACCCCUUGGGACCCCAGGCAGGACACAUUCACCCUUUGGUCUCACAUCUGCUCAGUUUAUCAGCAUCAGCCCCUCCCUGGUAGUAGCCCUUGGGCUGUGGGGUUUGGGAUAGGGAGGAUGGGACGGAGCGGCUGAGAUGGUGGUCACUGGGUCCUUUGGGAUCUUCUGUAAGCCUCCUCCUUAACCCCCCACCCCCAGCUCAAACCCUAGAACCUGCUCACUGGAUCCAUGGGGGUAGGGAGGCUGUACAUCUGGAAUUCACUGCUACCCAAGCUCAUAUCUAAGAACCUGUCCCGGCAUCUGCUUGUCCCAGCCUGAGGCAACUGCAUGCAGGAGACCUUAAUCCUAACCCCCUGGCAGAGGAACGUGGCAGGAAGGAAUGUCCUUAACAAAGGACACAAAAGCCCCCAGCGGGCUGGAUUGGUAUCUUUCUGCAGUCUGAGUCCGGCCUGCUGGAGAAUUUCUCCUGUCCCAGAGUUCCACAGUCACGGGCUGCAGGAGCAAAACUCCCUGUGGUCCCAGGGCAGAGGCAGGAAUUUGGGAGUGCCCUCCCAAGGAAGGCAAGGGACUUCUCUUUCAUGGGUCCCUGGUGACCAGGGGUAUGCUGGCAGCUUGGCGGGGGAGCAACAAAGACCAGCUGGGAGGGCCAGGGCUGGGGCUCAGGCUGGCCUAGCAUCUGCCAUUACCUGGCACCUGGAGCCUCAGCAAAGCCUUGGGGUCUCUGCCGCUUCUCAAUCCCCAGAGCAGUGUCCAUGCGGAGGCAGGUUCAGGAGAGCCAUGGUGAGAGAACAUGGCUCUGAGGCCUGGUUAUUGGAGUGGGGUCACAUGCACCUGGUUGUCCUCAGGGCCCUGAGAAAGCUGUUAUAGCUGCGGAAAGUCAAGGAGUAAAGCCUGCUAAACCCAGCAGCUUCCUGUGUAGUCCUUACAGGCAGGAUGGGGAGUUGGAAGCAUCUACGAUGGACGUGGCAUGGCUUUAGCAAGACCAGUGGGGGAAGGGGUGGGGCCUCAGGACACCCCCCCCCCCCAAGGACCGGGGCCUCACAGCCACCAGCUGGGCUCGGAGGUGCUCGUGCAUCCGUACGCAGGCGUGUAUACCAUACAUGCGUGUACCAUCCUGAGCCGUUAUGGCAAAGCCCUUGAGGGAAGGGGGAGAGAGGGAGGAGUGCCGGCUGUGACAGCUAGGCAGCUGUGGCCAGAGCCUGAGGCUGGAAGCAGCUGUUGCUCAGUCUGCAGGCCAAGCGGGCACACGCCUCAGAGGAGCCCUGGGCAGGCCUCGGGGACAUGCUAUGCUUUCUGGGAGCCCUGGGAACCCAGGAAGACCCUGGAACUCCACUGCCCUUUCUAGGAGACCUUUUUGGGGCCCAGGCUCUGCUCUCUGGAUCUGCCCUCUCAAGGGACAUGCGGGGAGCUGGUGGGGGGGAGCUGACUCUGCCGUUUUCAUGGACCCCUCCUCUCCUGGUGUGUGUCGGGGUGUAUAUAGCUCCCCUCGGAGCUGCAGAGGGCACCAGCCUAAGGACAGGACCCCAGGACCCAGGCUGGGUGGUGUCUCCGAUUCAGGGUUGUCCCAGAGCCGGUGCCUCCCUCUUGCCAAACCGCGGCAUCUUUGCUGUGGAUUGGAGACAAUCACCUGGUUUCUGGGGGCAGGAAAGCACUCAGUGCUUUCACAAGGAAUGAAAUGGUGGACACAGCAGCAGGUAAUGUGGCUGUCCAAGAGGUUAUUAUUGUGGAUAUCUGGGGCUGCAGGCCUCUCCCCCGCCCACCCUCACCCACCC